AUGGACACAAUUCGUGAAAAACACAAAUGUCUCAUCAAUGGACUCACGCACCUUUUCGCUCUAUUUGUCAAAGCCCAUUAUAUCUCCUCCACUGAUGUCCUGUAUCCACCUCAGGAUGUUGAUGUCGGACGUUUUCACAGACUCGGAUUUGAACCUGAAGUGAUUGAUCUCGUCCAGCUCCUGCCAGUGCUUAGAGAUGAAGCGAUCUGGGGAUAUAAUGAGGAAGGGGUAGAAAUGAUUCCUCGCGCCAAGCUGGUCAAUUAUUUGAAACAGCUAGAAGCAGAUGUUGGAGACGACAUGUUGCAGCGCUUGCGAUGGGUCGACCAUAGGGAUAAGGAUCGGCAGGGGAUCUUUCCUCCGUCUAUCCUUCGACUAACAUUCCCUGCUUUUUAUGGAGUAAAUGUGCUGUAUGACGUCCAUAACCAGACUAUAAUAGAAUGGUGCCACCUGAAUCAGAAGCAGUGGCAAGACUGCCCCCGCCAACCAUGUGAAGUUUUCUUCUCGAAGGUCUUCGAGAAAUUUAACACUCUCGAAUACGUCCCAUUCUUUGACCCGGAUGGCGAAGCAGAAGUUCCGAUACGCAAAAUUAUGGAAAACCCCAUUCUAUUCCAGAAUAUUUGGCCCGGCGGAGUCCGCCUUCCAACUGACCCCCAGGCUGCUAUUCAGCAAUAUGGGGAGAAUCGAGAUGGCCGGGAUCUCAUACGUCGUAAUAUUAACGAAUGGAGGGCUUUACAGAAGCUCUAUCGCGACGCUGGCUGGGAGAGCGAAUUCAACGGAGAGCUUUUCGACAAUAGACGAAGGGAUUUAUUACGAAUGAUGGACGAUUUCCAGGACCAAUCCAGCGAAUGGAGCAUGAUUCCACCACAUAGGCGAACGCAGGAUGAGCGAAUCGCUGAGCGGGAGUUUCGUCAACGGCAGGACGCGUUUUGGGCUGAAAGCGCGGGAGAGUAUUAUGUCUGA
This is a messenger RNA of Aspergillus pseudoviridinutans, 960 nucleotides long. RefSeq lists its product as uncharacterized. The transcript has 2 exons. Lineage: Eukaryota; Fungi; Ascomycota; Eurotiomycetes; Eurotiales; Aspergillaceae. The record is from RefSeq and is a predicted model, not a curated record. Bases 1 to 960 code for a protein of 319 amino acids.